GGCCCAGUUUCCGGCGUCCGCAGGCAGCCGCCCUGGCGCUUUCUUCCCAUGCAAAGACACUGCGGAGCGGAGUUUCUGUGCUGACUUUUUUGCUAGCGGGGCGUUUGCCUUUGCUGAGGACGGCGUGCGGAGCCCGGUGAGGAGCCGCACUGGGACAGGGAAUGAAGGAUGGCAGCACGCCGUGCAUUAAAAGCUGUUUUGGUGGAUCUCAGUGGCACACUUCACAUUGAAGAUACAGCUGUGCCAGGCGCACAGGAAGCUCUUCAAAGGCAAGGUGCUACUUCUGUAAUGGUUAGGUUUGUGACCAAUACAACCAAAGAGAGCAAGAAAGACCUCUUGGAAAGAUUGAAAAAAUUGGAGUUUGAUAUCUCUGAAGAUGAAAUAUUCACUUCUCUGACUGCAGCCAGAAACUUGGUAGAGCAGAAACAAGUCCGACCCAUGCUGCUGGUUGAUGAUCGGGCCCUACCUGAUUUUAAAGGAAUACAAACAAGUGAUCCUAAUGCUGUGGUCAUAGGAUUGGCACCAGACCAUUUUCAUUAUCAAAUUCUGAAUCAAGCGUUCCGGUUGCUCCUGGAUGGGGCGCCUCUGAUAGCAAUCCACAAAGCCAGGUAUUACAAGAGGCAAGAUGGCUUAGCCCUGGGGCCUGGACCAUUUGUGACUGCUUUAGAGCAUGCCACAGAUACCAAAGCCACAGUCGUGGGGAAACCAGAGAAAACGUUCUUUUUGGAGGCAUUGCGGAGCACUGGCUGUGAACCUGAGGAGGCCAUCAUGAUUGGAGAUGAUUGCAGGGAUGAUGUUGGUGGGGCUCAGAAUGUCGGCAUGCUGGGCAUCUUAGUCAAAACUGGGAAAUACCGAGCAGCAGAUGAAGAAAAAAUUAAUCCACCUCCUUACUUAACUUGUGACAGCUUCCCUCAUGCCGUGGACCACAUUCUGCAGCAUCUACUGUGAACCAUUAUGUGAAUCAGAAGCAACCUGAAACGCAGCUUUUCAUUGUCUGGCAAGAAUCCCUCAACAGCUUAAUGCCAGCAUGGACAGACAGAGACUACUCAGCCCUGGUCACCAUUUAACCCUUUUUUAUUGGGCAGUAAUUAGAAAGAAAGGUAUUGAAUUGCAGCCAGACACCAAGCCUGGCUAAUCCCUUUUAUUUCGUAAAAGAAGAUGAGAUCCAAAGAAAGGGAAAGCUGAGAUUUUGUGCCAUUCCUUUUAAAAUAUUCAUCAGGUUAGCGGAGCUGGGGAAGAGUCUGCUGCAGGGAGCUUGUUCUCUGCUGUCUCCUCACUGGUAAAUUGGAGAGGUUCAGACUCUGAAUAAAGUUGAAUGGUGUUUUUUAAGUUAUAAAGUACUGCGUUGAAGAGUGCAUUAGGCUGUAGUUUUAAUACUGAGUUCAACUGUGAAAUCCAUCAGAAGUGCCAAGUGGGGUACAGGACAGAAGAAACAAAAUAAAGUGUCCUUUAGCCCAAGUGAAGGAGUGAAUUUGCUCUAACAGAUGUUGAAAACUAGAUUAGCUACUGUAUUAUUCCCAGCACGGGUGACUUCUUUUUCUCUUCGUUAGCCAGAGAUGAGUAAUUUAAAUUCAGAACCUGAUUUUAAUUUAAAAUAAUAUUUCCAUUAAUAACCUAUUCAUUGCCGAUACCUAUUAUACUGUGUAACAGUCGUUUUGGAAAUUUUAUGUAAAAUUAAAACUAUCAGUAUUUUACAGAUGUUUUAAUUAGACAUUGUUAUUAACAGGAACAGUGCAGAGACUAACAUCAAGCCUUUGAUGCUUACAGACCGUGCAUUUCUGAGGUUAGUGUCCACCUGGGUCCUGUUAACUGCACAUUGGCAAGAUUUCAUUAUUUUUGCCUCUGACACUAUGGGAAAAAUCUUUCAGAAGCUAUUGGGACAGAUUCAAGCUUUUAUGUACUUGGUUACUACGGCUGUAAAAUGAAAUCUCGUCUUGCAGCAUGGAUUCUUCUUCUCAUGUUAAACCCACCAAAAUGAAGGGGACUAAAUAGGUAAUGAUUUUCCUCGUGCAUUUGCAUACUGUGAUGAUCCUGGGCCUUUGCAAUUGUUUUACUGGGCUCUUGGGCACUGGAUUAUUAGCUUGUAAUUGUCCAUUAUCAUGGUGCUCACCUUAUUGAAGCACACAGCAGUGUUAAUGAGCUUCGGGUUUUGAUGCUUGUUUAGAGAUCAGCUUGGUCUUGGAUGGGAGGGAGCAAAGCUAAAUAAAUGGCCGCUCCCUCUCCUUCUGGUAGUUUGGUGAACACUUUUCUUGUUUUUGCAGAUGCCCCAAGUUAGUCCUUACGAUCCUAGAGUGCAAAAGACAGAUGUGCUAGGGCACCACCCCAGAUCAGAAGGAGGAGUGCAGUGACUGGGGGCACAGAGCAGGGAGCCUGGCCAGCACUCCCCUUCGGUGACCUUGGGCAACUCCCCUAGCCACUCCUGCCUCCUUUCCCUUCUCUGUAAAGUGGAGAUACCCAUAGUGCCCACCACGUAGGCUUGUUGUGAGGGUUAAAUGCACAACCCGUAUAUCAAGGACUUUAAAUAGAGUCGGACGAAUGUUAAGUGUUGCCUGUUUGCGAUGAUGACACAGAUGUAGCAGGAGUAUCUGCAUUUAACAAUCUGGAAACGGUUGGUAGAAUUCAUCUCUACAGUCAGUUCAGUGGGGAAAGUCUUCCUGAGAAUUUAAAAAAGAGAGACAUUCUACUACAUUUAAAUUCCUUCAGGCCGGAGCCACACAGAAAAGCCCAGCGUGCAGGCAAGAGGGGCUGCUGGGCGUGUUCACCAGUGGCCUGUUCCCCGGCACCUGGGUCAGCGAUUCCUUGGCCCAAGCGUCAUCAAGGGUUUGCUAGCUGCUGUGUGUGAAGUACCUGCUAGGAAAUAAACAUUUAAGGGAAGGAUUUUGCCUGGAGGGCCCUUACUAGGUGAGGAGCUAAGGAGAAUACCCAAGGCAGUGUGUAGACUCCGUGUCUCCCUUCUCUGUGACGUGGUCCUGACCGCAGGAUGGAUGAAGUGUUCCCUCCCUCGUGCCAUGGAGCAGUUGUUAGAUUAUACUCAGGUCUUCGAACGUCUCUUCUCCCCACCAGACAGGACUCUGUCUGUGCUACAACACAGAUGGGCACUCAGGCCGUCACCAGACAACUCAAAAUUAGCUGUAAAUAUUACAGGAAUUGAAUGCUAGAGGGCAUAGCUGUGGGUAGGGAGGAGAAAAUGUUUCAUUUUAGACUUGCUGCCCAUAGGGGAGGCCCGUUAGGCACUUAAAUAAUGGCUCUGAUGCUCUGGAGACAGGUUAGAGCUAAAGCCAAGCAGUAGACAUCACUGAUGGGUGAGUGGCAGGAGUGGGUAACCCAGCUGCGUGUAACGAGCCAGCCAAGAGAAACGGCUGCUCUACUUUCCUCCAUUCUUGCUUGGCCCUCUAGGCCAUUAAAAUCUUAGUUGGCUAUUUUAUUUACUUAAUAAACAUUAUAUAGGACUUUCUAACUGACCUGUCCACGGUGUGAAGUUCGUGAGGAUAAAUAGAAAUCUUGGUUUAGGUCGAGGUUACUGUAAACAUUCCCAGCUCAGCUGGUUGGUUUGCCUCGGGCUUCAUGGAGGAGAUUUAAUAACCGAAGUACGUAAAGGACUUUAUUUUCCAGCCAUUACAUGUCAGGGGCUGUCUUGUGGUACUGACCCCAAGGAUAGUGUUUGUACCAGCUUUACUAUAAUCCUGUCCUGGCCCCAGAAAAGGGACCAAGUGACAUCUUAGGACUUGAAAGGGCAUUAGAGAAUGCCCAUUGUCAGGAGGUGGUUAUUGAGCAUCUGCUGUGAGUUGGGUGAGGAGGAGGGCGAAGGACCAGUCUGGUGGGGAGACAAGGUUGUUGCACCCACUUCACUCUCACACAUCCAGAAUCAGCUAGUUCUGCAGUGGCUCUACCUACCCACCAUUCUGUACCCCUGUCAGAGCGGAUUGUAAUGCCUGGGAAGGAGAAGGGGGCUGGCCCACCUCCCUGGUGACUGUUCCAUCAAACACCUGCUGUUGUGGAUAUCAGAAACUGCCCUGGAGUGACAAGUGUCGUCACCUCUCUCUUAACCCCACACUGAAAAAUUACAGGAGCGAGUUGGACAGGAAAGUCAAAACACACCUGCACUGAUUAUGUUCAGUUGGUUUUGGAUCAAUGGUGGUUCAUGUAGGAUGAAACUGAAGUCCUUGGGCACCUAUAAUAAAGAAUUUUUAAAACUGCACUAAUCUAUUUCAUUAAAACACUUGCCUUGGGCAGCAGAGUACUUUCGUCCUGUUAGCAGUUG
This is a messenger RNA of Eubalaena glacialis (North Atlantic right whale), 4261 nucleotides long. RefSeq names its product haloacid dehalogenase like hydrolase domain containing 2 (gene HDHD2). The record is from RefSeq and is a predicted model, not a curated record. Gene Ontology annotation, biological process: dephosphorylation. The coding region runs from base 169 to 948 and encodes 259 amino acids. NCBI's taxonomy places the organism in Eukaryota, Metazoa, Chordata, Mammalia, Artiodactyla, Balaenidae. The transcript is spliced from 7 exons. Gene Ontology annotation, molecular function: phosphatase activity.